AUGAAUUCCACUUUGGCGUUGCUGAUAUUCUUAUCUUGGGUGUUGCUUCCCUUUUCGAAAGCCCUACACAUCACCGACGAGACCGUUGGCAAGUUCCUCCUCGACGAGUAUGACUACAUCAUCGUCGGAGGUGGCCUCUCGGGACUGGUCGUCGCGAACCGCUUGAGCGAGGAUACCAGCAGUAAGUCUCCGUCUUCAUCUUUGCCGCGCAGUCGACGUUCGCUUACCAGUUUGCAAGCGACUGUCCUCGUGAUCGAGUCUGGCGAGCUUGAUGGACGUGAGAGCAAGGUCGUCGCGCCCGGCUACAUCGGUCUCACGCCGCCUUCGCCAUACGGCAAAAGCGUCACGACGGUACCUCAGAAAUUCCUCGAUGGCAAGACGCGUGGGAUCAGCCAGGGCAGAGUAAUCGGAGGUGGUUCCGUCGUCAAUGGAAUGUGCUGGACGAGAGGCUCGGCCGCAGACUUUGAUGCCUGGGAGGAGCUGGGGAACCGUGGAUGGGGAUGGAAGGGCCUUCUUCCCUACUUCAAAAAGGUCGAGACUUACACCACGAAUGUUGAUCGAAACACUCGGGACCGCCUUAGCAUCCACCCAGAUAUGUCGGUCCAUGGUACGGCAGGGCCCAUCAACGUCGCCUACCCUGAGUAUUUCUACAACUCGUCGGAGAUGGGCAUUCACCUCUCGGGAGACCUUAACACGGGCGACCCGACGGGCGCCAUGAUCGUUCCGUCCAGCAUGUCUCCCUCCAACCAGACCCGCUCCGAUGCGAGAACAGGCUACUUCGACCCGGCCAUUUCGCGUUCGAACCUGCAUGUCGUUACCGGGCAGACUGCGACGCGCCUCAUUGUGGGCUUGCCGGGCUCUUUGGCCAAGAAGGGAAGUCGUCGGCGAGUCAUUGGGGUUGAUUUCUCAUCUGAACCCCUUGGCAUCAACAGGACGAUCUUGACCCAAAGGGAAGUCAUACUGGCGGCUGGAGCGAUCCAGUCGCCUACUCUUCUCCAGGUUUCGGGUAUCGGUCCUCGAAAAGUCUUGGAGUCGUUGAAUAUUUCUGUUCAAAUUGAACUGCCAGGUGUCGGAAAUAACUUUCAGGAUCAUCCCAUGGCCCAGUUUCCGUUUGACUACUCUAAUUCAUCCGUAUUCACUUCUCGCGACCUGACUGGCGACGCCUUCAACAGUGCGCUCGACACCUUCGUCACCAACCACACCGGCCCCUUGACUGCACCCCUGAUCAACACCGUCGCCUUCCCAAGCCUCCAAUGGCACGAAGCCGAAUGGAAACCCCUCCUACAGCACGCUACAAACCAGUCCUCCUUCGCCUUCCUCCCCGUCGAUACCCCGCCGACAGUGCAGUCGGGCUACACUCGACAGAAACGCCUCGUUCUCGACCACCUUGCCCGCGCCGAUGUCGGCGCCUACGAGCUCCUCGCGGCCUCCUGGGGCCAAAUGUCCAUCGCCAACCAGAAGCCUCUAUCUCGCGGCACCGUCCGCCCGGUUUCCGCCUCCGUCUUUGACGGACCCCUCGUCGACCCGCGGUACUGCGCCGAUCCGCUCGACUGCAAAAUCAUCAGGCUCGGCCUGCAGAUGGUGCAGAAACUCAUGCGCACGAAUGCCAUGACUCCUCUUCAGCCCGUCGUCGAUGCCAGCCUCAACUCGACGGACGAGACGGAGCUCAUGGCGGCGCUGAAACCGCUCGUCGGCACCGAGUACCACCCCAGCGGCACCACGAGCAUGAUGCCCAAGGAGCUUGGCGGCGUUGUGGACCCGGAGUUGAUGGUGUACGGAACGUGUAACCUGCGCGUCGUCGACGCGGGCAUCAUGCCGCUGGUUCCGGGGGGGCAUAUCCAGGCUGCUGUGUACGCCGUUGCUGAGAAGGCUGCGGACAUCAUCAAGGCUGCCGCGCGUGGUCCGGACUUGUGCCCGUUUGGACAGCCGCAGUGGCCCCCUGUGUAG
Messenger RNA from Colletotrichum orchidophilum, 1947 nucleotides. Its product is annotated as GMC oxidoreductase. NCBI's taxonomy places the organism in Eukaryota, Fungi, Ascomycota, Sordariomycetes, Glomerellales, Glomerellaceae. Gene Ontology annotation, biological process: secondary metabolite biosynthetic process. The transcript is spliced from 6 exons. Gene Ontology annotation, molecular function: oxidoreductase activity, acting on CH-OH group of donors; flavin adenine dinucleotide binding. Bases 1 to 1947 code for a protein of 648 amino acids. The record is from RefSeq and is a predicted model, not a curated record.